AUGCUUCCAUUUCUGGAAGCAAUACUGCAAUGUGAAGAAUAUGUGCAAUAUUCCAACUGCUCGAUUGCUUAUCUGGAUCACCCGUCAACAUUCUUUAUUCAAAUACACGAUGUUGUUGGUCCUGUUUUUCAACAAAUGCAUCAAGAUAUGAAUCGAUAUUAUUGGAACAGUAAAACAACAACCAUUUUCAACUUGAAAAAUUUGGAAUGA
Molecule: messenger RNA, 210 nt
Organism: Rotaria socialis
Lineage: Eukaryota; Metazoa; Rotifera; Eurotatoria; Philodinida; Philodinidae
Source: the annotation of a GenBank genome assembly